CAGCGGCUGUAGCGGUUGUGGUCGGCGUUGUCUGGAUUUCGUUUUGCUGCAUUGGGUAUGGCUUCUUAGCUUUCGACACGGUCCUUCGUCUGUCGCGAACUUCUUCAUCACCUGUCUUCAUACCACCCCCAAACCACCUCACUUGAUUUUCAUGAGAAGGAGGGCAAAGGGGGGUUGGUUGGUUUCGCUUUUCGGAUAAAGGAUUGGUUUGGGCUACAACAUAAAUGCUGAUCCGAUUACCAUCCAGCCUUCACUACCCGAUCACCGUGACGUCGCUGCUCAAACAGCCCGGCGAUACGGUGGAAAGGGAGGAUGCGCUGUUUUGGUAUAUCUACCAGACCACCGUCACCGAGGGUGACGGGCUGGGAAACAAGGUGGAGGUGAAGCGCAAGUUUCCCGUCAAGUUUGAGUCGCCCGCGGAUGGCGAGCUGGUUCAGUGGAAGAUUGCGAAAGGGGAUGUUAUCGAUGAACCGGUCGAUUUUAUGGAAAUCGAUGAGCCAUGCGCUCAUGAAGUUCAAUUUGGGGGGCUUUGCGCGGAGUGUGGUAAAGAUAUGACUGCGUCGACGUAUAAUACGGAUGUGAUGGAUGCCAUGCGCGCGACGAUCCCGGUGACUCACGAAAACACUGGCUUGACUGUGAGCGAGAGAGAGGCGAUGCGCGUAGAAGAGGACGCGAAGCGCCGCUUGCUCUUGAACCGGAAACUGUCUCUUGUGGUCGAUCUGGACCAGACGAUCAUCCACGCGACCGUUGACCCUACGGUGGGGGAGUGGAUGAAUGAUAAGGACAAUCCGAAUCAUGAGGCAUUAAGCGAUGUUCGCGUGUUUCAGCUGCUUGAAUAUAACCCCCAAGUUAACCCCCAAGUUCGCAAAAUAUCGUACUACGUCAAGUUGCGGCCGGGGCUGGAGACAUUCCUGCAGAGCAUCUCGGAGAUGUUUGAAUUGCAUAUUUACACCAUGGGUACUCGGUCCUAUGCUCAACAUAUUGCUAGUAUCAUUGAUCCUGAUCGCAAGCUCUUCGGCGAUCGGAUUCUCAGUCGAGACGAGAGCGGCAGUUUGACGGCCAAGAAUCUGCAUCGCUUGUUCCCUGUGGAUACGAAGAUGGUCGUCAUCAUCGACGACCGCGGAGAUGUGUGGCGCUGGAGCCCCAAUCUCAUCAAGGUAGUGCCGUACGACUUCUUCGUCGGCAUUGGAGAUAUCAACUCCAGCUUCUUGCCCAAAAAGCAGGAACUGGUCCCUCCAAGCAAACCAGGCGAGAGGUCUGCGGCAAAGGCAGCAAAGGACUUGCCCCGAGAACGCCAUGUCAAUGGGGCCACAAUCAAACCAGGCGACCAGCCGGAGAUGUCAACCUUGGAGCAGCUAGUGACGAUGGGUGGAGGAGAUGACCCCCGUCUAUUGCAGGAACAGAGUGAUGCACAAAACGAGACGAUUAUGCAUCAGGUAGAAGACCGACCGUUGUUACAGAAGCAAAAGGAAUUGGAUGCGGAGGAAGACGCCGCUGAGAGCAGUGAUUCGUCGAGUAACAUGGACGACUCACCAGAAGCCAGCAAGCACCGGCACCUUCUUCUGGAGGAUAAUGACCGAGAAUUGUUCGAUCUGGAAGUUCGUCUCGAGCAAGUCCACCGUAACUUCUUCGACGAGUAUGAUCGGCGAAGAUCGCGGGCGUUGGGAGGACGGGUUGCCGCGCUGCGCGGUGAGAAGACCCCUUCGAAGGAGAAGGACGUCGACUUGAAGCUGGUUCCCGACGUCAAGGACAUCAUGCCGGACAUCAAACGUCGAAUUCUGAGCGGCGUUAACCUGGUCUUCACCGGUGUACUUCCUCUAGGUACAGACACCCAGAACGCGGACAUUUCCCUUUGGUCCAAGACUUUCGGCGCGUCCGUCAGCACAAGGAUCAAUUCGCGAGUCACCCAUUUGGUGGCGGGACGGAACCGCACGGCCAAGGUUCGAGCUGCCACACGCUACCCCAAGAUCAAGAUCGUCGGCACGCAUUGGCUGAGCGACUGUCUGUCGCAAUGGAAGCGACUAGACGAGACACCAUACCUCCUGCCUGUACACCCAGACGACCGUGAGGCACCGAUCCAACCAGGCGAGGAAAUGGAAAGCUCCUGGCUGUCCUCUGAGGAAGGGACGGGGAUCACCGGUACGGAGGAGGACGAGCCGGAAAUGACGGCGGAUAUCCUCAAGUCAUCUGGCCUGACAGAGCAAUCGCCCAUCGGCUAUGACGCUGACCAACAGGCAUCCAUUCACGAAGAAUUGAAAGAGUUUCUGGGCAGUGACGACGACAGCGAGAGUGACAGUGAUGCCUCCUUCAUGGAAGAAGCACCUGCAGCUCCCUCCACACCUAGCAAAAAGCGGAAGCGUCCGGAAGAUGCACAAGACGAGGAGGAUGAAGGAGAUGACAAUGACGAAACAGGGCGAGACCCCGGCGCACGUCAAAAUUCAGGGCAUGGGUCGCGGCUCUCGCAGCGGAUCCGGCGAGUGUAUGAGCGGCCGGGUACCGGACUCUCCCAGGCAGUCUCCAGUGCAGCGAACUCGGAAUCGCCUAGCAGUGAAACGGAGGAGCAGGUCGAUGCGCCUUCCGCACCGGAGCAAACGGUUACGAUGCCGGCUCCAGAAGAAGAGGACGAUGAACUCGAGCGGGAGAUGAUGGCGGCGUUCGACGACGGAGGCUUCGACGAGACGGCGGAGGAGAAGAUCGCAAAGGAGAACGGCUGAUUGUGCCGCAGCUCUAGUCAUCGUCUUGUUCUGUGGUUGGGACUGUGUUCAUACCUGUACGCUGUCGUCCUUGUUGAUAGGAGCAUUUUGAUUCCUGAUCAUGCUGGCGAGGCAUGGCGAGGCAUAGCGAGGGCGUUCUGUGCGCGAUUUACGUCUGAUAUGCGGG
Aspergillus homomorphus CBS 101889 is the source of this 2880-nucleotide messenger RNA. It is a transcript of the gene fcpA, whose product is annotated as protein-serine/threonine phosphatase. NCBI's taxonomy places the organism in Eukaryota, Fungi, Ascomycota, Eurotiomycetes, Eurotiales, Aspergillaceae. Gene Ontology annotation, cellular component: nucleus. Bases 225 to 2714 code for a protein of 829 amino acids. The record is from RefSeq and is a predicted model, not a curated record. Gene Ontology annotation, molecular function: RNA polymerase II CTD heptapeptide repeat phosphatase activity. The transcript is spliced from 3 exons.